CGGCACUACAAUUCCCACAAUUCCACGCGGUCUGACCCUGAACGAGUGCGUCCCUUCGCGUGUACGCAGCGAUGAGAGCCGAGUGUUUCUACCCGUAACGGUGAGCAGUUUGACCGCAGGAGAUGUCUCUGCCGGCCGCACACAGCUCAGACGUCAGCAGCCGGAGGCGGAGGCCCGCAGAACCGACGCACGAUCUUCCGUCGGAAAGUGAUCCCAAGCUCAGUCACAACCCGGAACAGAUCCACGACCAGCUGAGCAGAGAUCCCAUGGACACUCUAUCUUCACAGCUGUCAACAUGUCCUGCACUGUGCACAACAAAAUGCAUGCCCGAACAUACAUGUCCGAACCACCGCGCCUGUGACGAUAGCUGGGAAGAGAUCCAAAGAAAGAGGACCAUCAGAGCGGAGAACGAAGUGGAGGCCAACAAACUGGUCAACAACUACAGGUUUGGUUUCAGAAAAUGGAAGAGCCAUGUGACGGCACGUCCGUUUGAGGUCCGCUCAGAAGUUGUGAAAGAGCUGUACUCUGAACUGAACGUCGUUAAACCACAUCCAGGUCGUCUCAUCACAUGUGGAAACAUAGUGUACGUGCUCCUCUUCGGUUGGUGGCUCUCUCUGGCAUAUCUAUUCAUCGGACUCCUCAUGUUCCUCACUAUCACUGGCGUACCGCAUGGUAAACUAUGCUGGAAGUUGUCCUGCUACUUCCUUUGGCCUUUUGGCAAGUCAAUCCAUGAGGUUGGAAAUCCCAUGAGGAGGUGUUGUGAGCAAGCACCUGACUGUGCGUGUAACAUAGACGGGACAGAAGAUAUUUCACCAAUUCUGUUGCCUUCACCCACAGAGGUGCCAAUUCCUGAGCCGCCAGGAAGACCUCUGCACACUCCUUACUGGCAUCGCUUCUCGACCUACGCGUGGCUGCUGCUGGGAUAUCCUCCUCUUGUGGUCAUCCACUUCCUGGCCUGCUUCCUCUCGUGGAUCCUGGUCUUCACUAUCCCAGUUUUUAAGAUGAACGCACGGACACUGCGCAUUAUCCUCCUCUUGGCUCCUGAGGAUGUCUCCGUCUCUACCUGCUCAGAGAGGAAGCAUCCAGUCUAUGAAACCAGAGCCCUGCUGUGCUGCUACCACGCUGCAAACUGGUACUACUACAAGUACACUGUUGAUGGGAUCAACGUGUUCGCUGUCAACCUUCUCCCUUUAGUGAUAGUUGCCAUUGUAAUUGGAUAUAUAGACAGAGAAAACCAAUUUGCCAGCUCUAAUGUCAAGUUUGCCAUAGCAAUCUGCUCCAUCAUACCUCUGUCGUAUUACAUUGGAAUGGGCAUUGCCAGUAUUUCAGCCCAGAGUAACUUUGCCGUGGGUGCCGUGGUGAACGCCACCUUUGGCUCCAUCACGGAGUUGACGUUUUACAUCACAGCCCUACUCAGAGGUCACCGGGAAGCCAAACCGUGUCUGCAGGAGGUUGUUAAGGCCGCUCUGACUGGCACACUGCUCGGAUGCAUCCUCUUCAUCCCUGGCAUCUGCAUGAUAAUCGGAGGGUUGAGACACAGCGAGCAGCGAUUCAACAGUCGCUCCACAGGAGUGAGCUCUGCAUUGCUUUUCAUCUCCGUAGGAGGUGUGUUUGCCCCCACGUUGUUCUCCAAAGCUUAUGGAAAUCUGGUGUGUGAUGCUUGCACCAACUCGCCCGGAGGAAACGGCACAAACAGCAGUCAGUUCGUCUGCCACGACUGCCACUACGAUCUGAGCAAUGGUACAUUGUUCCACAACCACGUUGAGCCCCUGGUGUACACAGUGUGUGCCCUCUUGCCAGCUGCCUACAUCAUUGGUCUGAUAUUUACGUUGAAGACGCACUCCCACAUUUAUGACAUCCAGGUUGGAGAGGGACAGGUGUCGGGCCAGCCUGGCGCUGUGGUCCACUGGUCCCGGUGGAGGUCUCUGCUCAUCCUCAUCAUGGCCACCGUGCUCACGUCUGCUUGCGCUGAUCUCGCCACCGAGCACAUCCAGCCAAUUCUAAACCAGCCCAACAUCUCUCAGUAUUUCAUUGGCGUGACAGUUCUUGCAAUGAUUCCUGAGAUCCCAGAGAUUGUGAAUGGGAUUCAGUUUGCCCUCCAAAACAACAUCAGUCUCAGCUUGGAGGUGGGAAGCUGUAUUGCUGUUCAGGUCUGCAUGCUGCAGAUUCCAAUCCUCGUCUUAUUCAAUGCCUGCUAUGAUGUGGGAUUUGUGCUGUUGUUCGGUGACAUACACCUGUGGGCUAGUAUCUUCAGUGUGAUCCUUGUAAACUACAUCUUCAUGGACGGCAAGUCGGAUUAUUUCCAGGGUACGGCUCUGGUGGUUGUCUACCUUAUUCUGCUGGCUUUGUAUUUCUUUGCUCCAUCUCCACCAGGCUGCUGAAGUCUUUUCAGCCCGACUCACGUGUUUUAUUAAGCUUAAAAAGCAAAUUGAACUCCACUGUAGAUAUGACUUUUUAAUGCAGGGUCAUGGCUACGUGAUUGUGUGUGAAUCCUGACAUAUUUACAAGUAUUUUAUUUCUCAUGCCGGUUUCUAAAUGAAACAGUUUUUCACAUUUUCUUUAAUCUCAGGUAGGUGUUGCAUGAAUAUCUAACCACUGUCAAAUGUAGUUUGAACUGUGCGUCCAACUGAUGUAAAACGUGGUCAAGAAAAAGUAGUUUUACAAUGCAGUUUAAUAAUAUAAUGUUAAGCAUCUGCACUGAUAUUUUGUUUGGGGUAAUGAUAUAAUAUAUUUUGUUGAAAGUUUAACGUCUGUUAAGAGAUAGUGUUUUAUCUAAAACAGUGACGCUAUGGGAAAUGCAGCAUGGCUGGCUGUGUUAAGCAAGAAAAAGAACAAUCUGACAAUACAACAGUUUGAAAAAC
Messenger RNA from Pungitius pungitius (ninespine stickleback), 2861 nucleotides. RefSeq lists its product as uncharacterized. The transcript has 20 exons. The record is from RefSeq and is a predicted model, not a curated record. The coding region runs from base 123 to 2381 and encodes 752 amino acids. Gene Ontology annotation, molecular function: calcium:proton antiporter activity. NCBI's taxonomy places the organism in Eukaryota, Metazoa, Chordata, Actinopteri, Perciformes, Gasterosteidae. Gene Ontology annotation, cellular component: membrane; endomembrane system. Gene Ontology annotation, biological process: intracellular calcium ion homeostasis; calcium ion transmembrane transport.